UACUAAAGUAAGUAUAUUAAUACCAAUCAAUCUACAUCUUGGAAGUAGAAUCCAUAUCAUCUCGAUAUGACCAGGGUAAACACACGGGAACGAGUACAGUACGAAUAACGUUAGUGGUUAAUCGCCCAAGACUUCGGUCGCCAGCGUCUGGACGUCGUCCUCGACUUGAUGGAGAUGCUUGUGCAAUGACACGCACUGCUCUUGGAGGGUCGUGACGGUGCCGCGCUGGACGUUGAGGCAUUUGGAGAGGCGGUCGAUCUCUUCGUUGGCGGCCUUGAGGGCCUUGUCGUGGCUCGUCUGCAUCACAAACAGAUCCUGCGCGACUUUUUUCUCGAGCUCGUCCACCAAGCGCACCACCAACGCUUUAUCCGCUUUCUGUCGCUCCUCCAUCUCCCGAAGCAUGUCGUGGUGUUUGCAGCAUUUGGUGUUGAGGUCCGAGAUCUGGUCGCGCACGCUCACGCGGGCACCACCAUUCGCCGUGUGGCAUCGCGCGCCAAUGCGCGACUUUUGACGGUCGAGGUGCGACGGCGACCUCUCCCCUCCCUCGUCGUCUUCAGAGUACUCGUCCCGCCGUGGGUCAGCAUCCUUCGCGUUGGUGGCAACGACUCGCAUCCAAGAGAUUCAAAAGUGGACUUAGGAUGACCCUCCAUGAUGUCGCCUUCAACAUGGCGGGUCAGACCGCCCAGAGCAACCAACAGCCGUUGGAUCCACCAAUCGCAGUGGAUAUCCGGUUUUUAUCCGGAUUUCACCACCGUUCGCUUUCGCGGACGCUUGGGACGAUGAGCUCGAAGGUGGUGGCGCUCGGCCUGCAGAGGCGUCUUGCUGACGUGAGCGCAGCUGCAUUGAUCGCACAGAACCCACGUCUUCGCCUUCCCCGCGCGACGGAGUCGACGGACAUGUACAUACCGUUCCUGGUAGAUGGCUUUCCAAUCAUGGACAAACGUUGGCGGAUGGGUGCAUGUGUUGACGCCGAGUUUCGUCGACAGUUGUUGCCAUAGCCACGGAUCGAGGGACGUGUCGUGGAAAGCUCGACACACCGAUGCAACACGACAAAGGCGCUUGCACGAGAGAAACGAGAAGACGUGGCGGAGGACGUCGGGAUGUAGAUGAUGGUUCACGGGUGUCGUCGACGGCGUCGCACCCGCCGUCCAUGGCACCCUCAAUGCAGGAAGCGGUGGAAUACGGUGGAAUCGAACCAGUUCCAGUGCACGCAGAUGAAUCGGCGGCGCGGCAAACGGAACGAGCGUGUCCAUCCACAUUGCAUCCGUCGUGGACUACACAUGUUGAUUCUUGGAUCCACCACCCCCAUACGAUGAUGGUACGAGCCAAGGAACACGGCGUACGUACCUCCAUGCCAAGUACGUAGACAACACGUGCGCAACAAGAGCGGGUGGCAGCUACGAUCGAUGCAAAUGCAAUGAAAACAUGCAAUAUUUCAGAAAAAUAAACACGAAAUGAGGGAGAAAAUGUAAAAAACGACCCUAAAAUAU
Aphanomyces astaci is the source of this 1490-nucleotide messenger RNA. RefSeq lists its product as hypothetical. Lineage: Eukaryota; Oomycota; Saprolegniomycetes; Saprolegniales; Verrucalvaceae. The coding region runs from base 639 to 998 and encodes 119 amino acids. The record is from RefSeq and is a predicted model, not a curated record. The transcript is spliced from 2 exons.